Helicoverpa zea (corn earworm) is the source of this 2511-nucleotide messenger RNA. Its product is annotated as integrin beta pat-3-like. NCBI's taxonomy places the organism in Eukaryota, Metazoa, Arthropoda, Insecta, Lepidoptera, Noctuidae. Gene Ontology annotation, biological process: cell-matrix adhesion; cell adhesion mediated by integrin; integrin-mediated signaling pathway. Gene Ontology annotation, molecular function: integrin binding. The transcript is spliced from 8 exons. The coding region runs from base 45 to 2393 and encodes 782 amino acids. The record is from RefSeq and is a predicted model, not a curated record. Gene Ontology annotation, cellular component: integrin complex; cell surface; focal adhesion.
UAUGAAGUCAUAUUAUUUGUACGUUUGUUCGUCCUUUCGACGCAAUGUUCGGUAAAUAUGUAUUAUUUCUUCUGGGAAUAAGUUUACAGUGUUAUCUAAUUUGUGCGAUUGAUUCUUGUCACACAAGAGGCACGUGUCAAGAAUGUAUACAAGAUUCCAGCAUCUGCGUUUGGUGUGCCCAUAACGACUUCAAUGGACCAAGAUGCAGAGCACAGAGUUUCGAAGGUAAUAGCAGCUGGUGCCCAAAAUUCGUGCAAAGUCCUGCAAGCCUGAUCGAAGCAUCAAGUUCUAAAGCAUUUAGCUCCGAUCAAGACAACAUCGUCCAGAUUAAACCACAACGAUACAAAUUAAAUCUUCGUUCAGGAAAAUCAGAAACAUUUAAUUUCUCUUUUCAAGGGGCUCGGGAUUUUCCAGUAGAUUUGUAUUUUCUCCUAGACGCUUCCACCACAAUGGAAGGUAUAAAAAAUGAAACCGCCCAGCAAAGCCAAAAUAUAUAUUUGGCUAUCAAAAAUAUGACUGAUAACGUGUAUUUAGGAUUUGGUACAUUUAUAGACAAACGAGUCUUUCCAUUUACAAGCGAUACCAAUGAUACAGAUAAAACUUACUCAUUUCGCCAUCAUUUAAAACUAGGCAAUGACACAAGAGAAUUCAAAAAGGUAGUUUUAAACACCCCCAGUGGACUGAACCGUGACCCUCAAGAAGGCGGGCUCGAUGCUCUAGCUCAAGUAAUGGCUUGCAAUGAAACAAUUGGAUGGAGAACCGAAUCCAGGAAAAUAAUAAUUUUCUUAACUGAUGGAGAAUAUCACGUGGCUGGUGACGGAAAAUCAGCUGGCUUGUUUGAACCAUACGACGGCAAAUGUUAUACUGAAAAUGGUACAUACACCAAAGAAUUAGACAUGGAUUACCCGUCAGUUGGCAUGAUAAAUAAACUGGCGGUGGAACGCGACUUCAUAAUCAUUUUCUUGAUAGAUACCAGAACUAAAUAUGCCUACCAAGGAUUGAGCAAAGCCGUGAGUGGUUCAAAAUUAACGGUUUAUCAUUUCGAUCCACGCAAUAAAAAAGGGAGUACUGAAACUAACGAUAACGAAGAAAUAGUGACUCUACUCAAAGACAUUUAUUCGAAAAUAUCGAAGAAAAUUAAAUUGAAAGCAAAAGUGAAGACGGGAAAUAGGAAAAACUUUAAAAUUUCGUUUAAUCCAGACUGCACUUCUGAGAAUAGUAAUCAGGAAUGUGAGAUAGAGGUUGGCAAGGAACUGCCGAUAGACGCAACUGUGCAAUAUACUGGCGCUGAACCUGCUCUCGUCGAAAUCGUAGUUGAAGGCAUCGGGGAGAAGCUCACUCUCGAUAUAGAUGUUAUCAAAAACUGUGAAUGUGAGAAAAAUGUUGAGAACAAUUCCAAAUUUUGCCACGACCAGAAGCGGAUUUGUGGCAUAUGCAGUUGUGAUGAUACCACGUACGGUGAAAACUGCGCUUGUGUCAAGAGUGAGAAGAACGUGUACAAAGACAACUCAUCAUGUAUAGCUGCACCUGGUGAGGAUGUCUGCAGCAGUCAUGGAUUCUGUAUCUGUGGUACUUGCCAAUGCAGGGAGAGGUACGAAGGUAAAUUUUGCCAAUGUAACGUGGACAACUGUCCCCGUAGCGCGGAGAGUGGAGAGGUUUGCAAUGGCAAGGAACAUGGUAAAUGCAACUGUGGGAAAUGUAAGUGUAAGCCCGAUUGGUCAGGCAUCGCAUGCGACUGUCCCAAUACUGUCGAAACAUGUAAAGGACACGAUGGCAGUGUGUGCCACAACCGCGGAAAAUGCUCAUGCGGUUCAUGCCAAUGUGAUGAGAUAGCCGAAUGGGACGCUCUGACCAACCAUGACGUGUACUGUAGAAUGUACAGUGAAACCGACUGCACUGAAUGUGAUGAACUGCAAUGCAGGAAGUUGGAAAAAUGCGCUAAAUGUCGGCAAAGUGGUGAAGACCACUGCCCACACUGUUACGAACUUAUCAAAGUUGAAGUAGUGGACACAUUACCCGACGAUUAUUCGAACGAUACUUUAUGGAAUAUUUGUAAGAAUAUAAACGUAGACGUUGGGUGUUACACGAGCUUCGCAUAUCGAUAUGACGAUGUUAACUAUGGAGUUGAUUUGGUCGUAGAGAAGAAAAUUGAUUGUGCUCCUACUUACUAUUUAUACGGUGGGAUAUUUCUGCUGACACUCCUCCUAGUUGGAGCUGGUACCCUGAUAGCCUGGAAACUGCUGACGGAAGCCCGAGACCGACGCGAGUACCUUCAAUUCCUCCAACAGAACCAAAUAGAUGGCUAUGGGCCUUGCACCAACCCGUUAUAUGAACCUCCUACUACAACGUUUAAUAACCCCGGUUUUAGAAAGAGAUCUGUAGACGUACGUUAAGAUUUUUAAAACCUUUUUCAAGUUCUAUUUAUAAUGUUUGAUUGUUCUUAAUAAUGUCUUAUGUUUGAUUUUGAUUUAAGGUAUAUGUUUAAAUGAAAUUUAAGGGGAAGUAAAAAUA